Arabis nemorensis is the source of this 1782-nucleotide messenger RNA. The record is from the annotation of a GenBank genome assembly. Lineage: Eukaryota; Viridiplantae; Streptophyta; Magnoliopsida; Brassicales; Brassicaceae.
AUGGAGGAAGAACAACAACAGAGUCUCAGAUGCGUUGAUGCAGAGAAUCAGGUGAGAAAGGUAAGAGCUUUAGAGAAGCAAGUUAGUUUCCAAUUUGGGAAUGUAGAGAAACAUGGAAUUGAGAGGCAGAGAAGCAUUCGUGGGUUUGUUGAGAAGCAGGAAAGCUUUAGAGUAGUAAUGGAGAGACAGUUAAGUUUCAUGAAUGGUGGUCUUGAGAGGAAGAAUGAGUCACCUGGUAAAAGAGGAGACUCUCCUCUUCACAUUGCAGCUCGAACGGGGAAUUUGGGGAAGGUUGUUGAAUCGUUUCGAGGUUGUAACGGUGUUGAAGAGUUGUUGUCAAAGCAGAAUCUACAAGGAGAGACUCCACUUUAUUCAGCUGCAGAAAAUGGGCAUUGGUUAGUUGUUGAAGAGAUGUUGAAGCAUAUGGAUCUUGAUACCGCUUCGAUUGCAGCUAGGAACGGUUUUGAUCCUUUCCAUGUCGCAGCAAAACAAGGCAAUCUCGAGGUAUUGAAGAAACUGUUGGAGACAUUUCCGAAUCUGGCCAUGACAACGGAUUCAUCGUGUACAACUGCGUUGCACACGGCUGCUACACAAGGACAUAUUGAUGUGGUGAAUCUUCUUUUAAAGACGGAUUCUCAUUUAGCUAAGAUAACUAAGAAGAACGGUAAAACCGCCCUUCAUUCUGCAGCGCGGAUGGGACAUUUCGAAGUUGUUAAGUCUUUGAUAGGUAACGAUGCAAAGAUCAGGUUUAGAACCGAUAAAAAGGGACAAACAGCGCUUCACAUGGCUGUCAAAGGUAAAAAAGAAGGGAUUGUUCUUGAGUUGGUGAAACCUGAUCCUGCGGUUUUGAGUGUGGAGGAUAAUAAAGGGAAUACGCCAUUGCAUAUUGCUUCAAAGAAAGGCCGUGCUAAGAUAGUGCGAUGUUUGGUAUCAUUUGAUGGAAUUAACCUCAAUGCUAUGAAUAAGGCUGGAGAUACCGCACUUAGUAUAGCUGAAAAGAUUGGAAACGCAAAGCUUGUGUCGGUUCUGAAGGAAGCCGGAGCUGCCACAAUCAAAGAUCUUGGGAUGCCUGCAAACCCAGCUAAGCUAUUUAAGCAAACGGUCAGCGACAUUAGACACGAGGUACAAUCUCAGCUCCAACAGUCUCGCCAAACAGGUGCUAGAGUUCAGAGGAUCGCAAAGAGACUGAAGAAGCUUCACAUAAGCGGUCUGAAUAACGCUAUAAACUCAGCAACUGUUGUAGCUGUCCUAAUCGCAACAGUUGCAUUUGCAGCAAUCUUCACUAUACCCGGGCAAUAUGAAGAGGACAGAACAAAAGGAAUGUUGUUGUUAGGAGAAGCUCGAAUAGCCAACGAAGCCUCGUUCUUAGUCUUCUUUAUAUUCGACAGCUUGGCGCUGUUUAUAUCUUUGGCUGUUGUUGUGGUGCAGACUUCGGUUGUGGUGAUUGAGCAGAAGGCAAAGAAGAAGCUUGUGUUUGUGAUCAACAAGCUCAUGUGGUUGGCUUGUUUGUUCAUAUCUGUUGCCUUUGUUUCUCUUUCGUUUAUCGUUGUGGGUAAGGAGGACAUUUGGCUGGCGAUUUGUGCAACGGUUAUUGGUGGGACGAUUAUGCUAACCACGAUAGGUGCAAUGUGUUACUGUGUGAUCAUGCAUAGGAUUGAGGAAUCUAAACUGAAAAGCAUGAGGAAAGAGAGAAGCAAGUCGAGAUCUUUCUCACUCUCUCAUAUGCCUUCAGAGUCAGAGAUUCUCAACGGCGAAUUCAACAAGAGAAUGUAUGCACUCUGA